CCUGGUUCCCAGUGAUACAGACUGACAGGUUAAAACCAUUCCUGAAUUGAUCCCGAUGUUCACCAUUGGGUUCGGCAGCAGUCGCCAGAAUUGGCUUCAAUAGCUCUGGGCUAUAAGAAAGGAUCAGCUUUAUUUCUCUUCACUGAGUACAGUGAUUCCUGCAGCAGUUAAAUGUUGGAUGAUGAUCGAUUGGGUGAUGGUCCCUGUGGAAUUUAAUCCAUGCACCACAACCAAAUGGGAUCUGAGAUCAAGAACCUUCUUCAGAGAACUGUAAAGUCUAGCUGUUUAUCGGCAGAGUGCUAAAAGCUACAGGCACGGCGUAUGUGGACUUUUAGGGAGCAUAGGGACAACUGCUGAUGGGCUAUCACCGUAUCAGAAGCCAGGCGAUCAAAUGGACUUGGAGCAUCGAAGGGUCAGGCAGGGGAGGAAACGACAGCGUCGAAAAGCAGAGAUGCAUAUUUCCAAUGGCGAGGAGAUGGAGCCGCUCAAGGACAGCCUGAAGGACAAUGCGUGCUUGAAGAACCACAUUGCCAUUUGUAAGGAGGAGAGUGUUUCCUUUAAUGUGCUGCCAGACUGUAUGCAGAAUGAUCAAAAGAGGGUUAUCACUUCCCUCAGUCCUGAUGUGGCAGAGACAUCAAAUAGUGAGAAGUUGGAAGCAAAGGAUAUGCCAGAUCCAGAUGCACAGAGGGACUCGGGGGCUAUUCUUUACAGGCAGCAAGUUCUAAGAUCCAAAGCUGAAUGGAAGAGACAGUUCACCUUGCCACUCAACAAGUGGAACACUGGCAGUGAAACCCAACUGCGAUUCAAGGCUUUGCAGACAAAAGCCAUCGGAGGGCAAGGUUCGGCGCACAGCUUGCCCCUGUACUGUGCCAGUGAGGACCAUGGGCCUGCCACAGGGUCUCCAGCAGGCAUCUAUGCCCUGUCUGGUCGGCAGGUGGUGGGUAAGGCUGACAGCUGGCCACACCAGAGCCUGGCCACCAAGAGCAACUUCACAGUCACUUCCAAGAGUGACUUCUCCCUCAAUACGCUGCUGGCGGAGUCUGAGAGGGGUGAGUCCAGUGGUCUACAGAGGCGGCCCUCACAAGGAUCAGACCAGGAGAAAACAACAAGGAGAAAAAUGAGAGUUUAUUCAACAGAUUCUCCAAGUGACGAGUCCUUCAGUAGUGGGAGUCUGGACUGCGAGUCUGUGUUUACAGGGACCCUAUUUGACAAUGACUUGAAAGACAAUGCUUUCCUAAGCAACAGUUUCUCACUGGAAGAUGACAUUGUCCCUCUGGAUGAUUCUGCCUCCGAUGAGCUCCCAUCGGAAUCCCUGCCUGGACUGGAGCCAGAGAUUCAGUGUCAUUUAGUGGCCUCGGUCAACCUGGGUGAGGUGCCAUCCAUUGCCAGCUGCAUGGAGCAGGAGAAACGGCGUUUCUCAGCCUCCGAACUGAUAAACAGACUGCACCUCUCUCAGAAGAAAGUAGCACAAGCUUUGAAGCUGAACAAGUCCCUGCCAGGAAGGUCCACACCUCGAGAGAAGACAUCGACUUUCUCCCUUGAAGGCAGAGAGAGUGCAAAAAAAAAGAGCAAGUCUCUCGUCUCGAUCAACAGCAAUAUGUCUCCAAAGCCACAAAGGAGUGGUCUCAUCUUUGACAGUCCUCCACCCAACAUGUGGAAGUCAAGCACCGUUCCAAGGAGAGUGGGGUCAGAAGGGGAAUUGAAUGCAAAACAGCUGAGAGAAAGGAGGCAUUCCAGGUUUCUACUGAACUCGAUCCUGUACCAGGAGUACAGCAAUGUGGCGAGUGACCGUGAAAUCCAAAGGCAGAAACGGGCCGACACAGUCAUCGAAGAAGAUGACGCCAUCCUGGUCAGCAAGUACAGAUCAUUACCAAAGAACUCAGGCUGGUCCCAGAGGUCCGUUCGAGGGAACGCAUUUGCUCUUUGGCAGGACAUCCCGGAUGUGCGGAGAAGUGGGCUGCUGGAUCGAAUGGGCAAUGAGCAGCGGAAACUGCAGGAGGCCAAAUUUGAACUGGUCACUUCGGAAGGAUCCUACCUUCGGAGUCUCACCAUCGCCGUCGAACAUUUCCAUAACUCCAGGGAGCUCCAGGGAUGUCUCAACAUUCAGGAAAAGCAGUGGCUGUUCUCCAAACUGCCCGAUGUCAAAGAUGUCAGUGAAAAGUUCCUGCAGGAGCUGGAAGAGAGGCUGGAGAAGGAUAUCUUGAAUUUUGAUGUGUGUGACAUUGUGCUGGCUCACUGCCCCGCCUUCAGGAGAGUCUAUGUGCCUUACGUGACCAACCAGGCAUAUCAAGAACAGACUUACCAGCGGCUGCUGCAGGAGAAUUCCAGGUUUUCCAGUAUCUUGGCCAAGCUGGAAGAGGAUCAAGUUUGCCAGCGACUGCCCCUCACCUCAUUUCUAAUCCUGCCAUUCCAGAGGAUAAUGAGACUGAAGAUGUUGGUGGAGAAUAUAUUGAAACGUACCAAACAGGGCUCCCAGGAGGAAGAGACAGCCACAAAGGCCUUCGACAAACUCAAAAAGCUGACACAAGAGUGUAAUUCUAGUGUACAGUCAAUGAAGAGGACAGAGGAACUCAUUCACCUGAACAAUAAAAUCCACUUUGAAAGUAAGAUUUUCCCACUGAUCUCUCAGUCCCGUUGGCUGGUAAAGCAUGGGGAACUGACUGAAGUGGAUUCCCAGGUCAAUAACACCACCGGGUCGAAAUUCAAGCUCUCCACGAGGCCCAUUUACCUGCACCUCUUCAAUGACUGCCUCCUGCUUUCUCGAAAAAAGGAGUAA
Rhincodon typus (whale shark) is the source of this 2776-nucleotide messenger RNA. Its product is annotated as rho guanine nucleotide exchange factor 19-like. Lineage: Eukaryota; Metazoa; Chordata; Chondrichthyes; Orectolobiformes; Rhincodontidae. The transcript has 13 exons. The record is from RefSeq and is a predicted model, not a curated record. Gene Ontology annotation, biological process: regulation of actin cytoskeleton organization; activation of GTPase activity. Bases 392 to 2776 code for a protein of 794 amino acids. Gene Ontology annotation, molecular function: guanyl-nucleotide exchange factor activity.